UAAGCAAAUUCUGAAAAAAAUAAAAAUAAAAGCAAAAACGAUAGUGCUCUUACUGAAGAAGAGUAGCAUUCCGAUCUUCGCAACUCAAAAUCGCACUCUUGUUCUUUGUUGUUCAAUUUUCAAAUCAUGGGCUCUGUAGCUGAAACAGAGAGAACUUUGUACCCAUAUGUAACUGGAUCCUCUGUGGUGGCCAUCAAAUACAAAGAUGGGAUUCUCAUGGCUGCUGAUAUGGGAGGUUCCUAUGGGUCUACCCUGCGAUACAAGAGUGUUGAGCGUUUGAAGCCUAUUGGGAAACAUUCCCUUCUUGGUGCCAGUGGGGAAAUAAGUGAUUUUCAGGAGAUUCUACGCUACCUCGAUGAGCUUAUUCUUAGUGACAACAUGUGGGAUGACGGGAAUUCUCUAGGGCCUAAGGAGGUGCACAACUAUUUAACUCGAGUGAUGUAUAAUAGGCGUAACAAGUUCAACCCUUUGUGGAACUCUCUCAUACUUGGCGGUGUGAAGAAUGGACAAAAGUACCUUGGCAUGGUUAACAUGAUUGGAGUUAAUUUUGAAGACGAUCAUAUGGCAACUGGGUUGGGAAAUCAUCUUGCUAGGCCUAUUCUCCGUGAUGAGUGGCAUGAAAAUUUGACCUUUGAAGAAGGUGUCAAGUUACUGGAAAAAUGCAUGCGUGUGCUUUUGUAUCGUGAUAGAUCUGCUGUCAACAAGAUACAGAUAUCUAAAAUGACUGAAGAAGGUGCUACUGUUUUCCCGCCGUUCUCACUAAAAACGUACUGGGAGUUCUCUGCUUUCAAGAAUCCAACAGUGGGUGCCGAAGGUUCGUGGUAGCUGGCUGGAUAUUAAAACAAAUGAAACUGGAAUUUUAAAUGGAUAUAUGAAAUGGUUUUCAAUUCCUACAGAUUACUUCAUUGUGUUAAAUGGAUAUGGAAUGAAAUAGCCGAUGGGGGUUUAUAUUUCAUCAAAAUUUAUUAUGUUACUUGACAUAUAUUUCGCAGUAAUGAUAUUUCAACUACUUAGAGAGAAA
This is a messenger RNA of Gastrolobium bilobum, 1021 nucleotides long. RefSeq names its product proteasome subunit beta type-4. Gene Ontology annotation, cellular component: nucleus; proteasome core complex, beta-subunit complex; proteasome core complex. The transcript is spliced from 6 exons. Bases 127 to 825 code for a protein of 232 amino acids. The record is from RefSeq and is a predicted model, not a curated record. NCBI's taxonomy places the organism in Eukaryota, Viridiplantae, Streptophyta, Magnoliopsida, Fabales, Fabaceae.